CAAUUUACAACAACAUAAAAAAAGACAAUUUUAGUAGCCAUUUAGAAUUAAAACUAAUGACAACUAAAUUGUAAAAAAAGCUAAAAAAAUAAGAAAUUAAAAAAAUUCAAAAACUUGAAUGAAAAUUUUUUAAAAAUUCUUAAUAAAAAACAUGUGUGAAAGACGCAGUCCCUACUUAACGGUAAAUCAGGAAGAUUUCAUAAGUUCCGUGGCUCGUAAACAUCAUAUAACGCGUAAAAAUCGUAAAUUAUCAGCGCCGGGUCAAAGGUCAGCUAGUCCGGCUGAAUCAUGUGAUGAUUCUUUGCUAAGAAUGGUUACAGUUUCCUCAUCAGAGGAUUUAACAUCUUCUAAAGCUUCCUCUCUGCAAUCUCUCAACCGCACCAGUUCCUCAGAAUCGCUGCGUAAACACCACAAAUCCAUAGAUAACCUUUGCUUUGCACGCAAAAAGUUACAUCGUCGUGCCUAUGUUCAUGAAAUCUAUAGACCACGUUCUUAUACUGAUCCCACUUAUGUGGUUGGCAAGGGCGAACAGGAGGAGGAAAAACCUCCUCAAAGACCCUUAACUAUACCUAUUUUGCGUAUACCCGAAGAUGACGCACCACUGGGUCAAGCAAGUGAUGAUAAUGAUGAGGAUAUGUCAUCAUCAUCAGUACCCAAUGAAGAACGUAAACGUAGUGUUAGUGUUUUGAGUUCAUUACUUAAACAAACGCUGAAAGUAACUACCUCAACGAUGGGUCUAAAGGCGGCCAGUAUGGAGAGGUAA
This is a messenger RNA of Lucilia cuprina (Australian sheep blowfly), 763 nucleotides long. RefSeq lists its product as uncharacterized. Bases 152 to 763 code for a protein of 203 amino acids. The record is from RefSeq and is a predicted model, not a curated record. NCBI's taxonomy places the organism in Eukaryota, Metazoa, Arthropoda, Insecta, Diptera, Calliphoridae. The transcript is spliced from 2 exons.